CACUUCAAAAUCUUUUAAACUCUCGGAACAGAGUGAAAUGCUCUCUUCUGCUGAAAUCUCAGCAGCGAGUUCCAUGCGAGAGGAACAUCUUGAAACAAACAAGAAAGACAAGAGUUUGCAAUUUUCUGAAAGAUUAUGGCAAUGUCAUCAAUGUAUCUUUACUACAAACUCCGAGAAAGAAUGGUUCCUACAUAAACAGACACACGUCGAUGAAGACCCUCUCACAUCAAAGGAACGGGACGAAACUGAUUUAGAAGUAAUUAGAGCAUCCGAAAUUCUCGUCGACAUGAGAAAGAAAAGAUUGGAGAUGAUAAAGAAACAAAAGGAAUCGCCUGAUUCCGAUACUCCGCCAACAUUACAAUAAUCUACGAAUGUUAAAUAUUGAUUCAUAUUCUAUACAAUUUUUAAAAAUUUCAACCAGUGAUUUUUCUAAAUUCGACAUUUAAGACUAAUUAAACCUAAUGAUUUCUGCAAUAUUUUGACAAAGCUCCGUAAACGAAAAUAAUUCUACAAAAUACCGUAUAAAUCUUAUUUUCAUUGAAAAUUUAUUGCACAUUAAAAUACUUUUUCUUCUUUAAGAAUAAUUUCUUCACGUCAUUAGUGUUUAAAUUAUAACAAUUUGAAUAUUAUCGUAUUGAUCUUGCCUGAUCCAUUUAUUCAUGUGUCAGUAUGAAGUUAAUAUACGUCAAUUUUGCAAUAGUGCGUUCAAUUAAAAAUGUGGAAUGGGAGUCGUAAAUAUCUCUAAAAAUUAAGCAGUUUAUGCUAUUUGUGGGCCUUGAGCAAUAAAAGAGCAAUAAAAUUAAAUUUCACCUAAAGUGAACAGAAACAAUAGGA
Centruroides sculpturatus (bark scorpion) is the source of this 834-nucleotide messenger RNA. RefSeq lists its product as uncharacterized. Lineage: Eukaryota; Metazoa; Arthropoda; Arachnida; Scorpiones; Buthidae. Bases 38 to 364 code for a protein of 108 amino acids. The record is from RefSeq and is a predicted model, not a curated record. The transcript is spliced from 2 exons.